Molecule: messenger RNA, 1541 nt
Organism: Pimephales promelas (fathead minnow)
Lineage: Eukaryota; Metazoa; Chordata; Actinopteri; Cypriniformes; Leuciscidae
Gene: vegfd
Product: vascular endothelial growth factor D
Biological process (GO): positive regulation of mast cell chemotaxis; positive regulation of angiogenesis; sprouting angiogenesis
Cellular component (GO): membrane
Molecular function (GO): vascular endothelial growth factor receptor binding; growth factor activity; chemoattractant activity
Source: RefSeq, a predicted model, not a curated record
CCCAUUUGGCUCCGGAAAGCUCGAUUUCACAGGUCUCUCUUGGUACGCCUGUGUGGUCCUGUGAGAAACCUGCCGCGUGAUUUGUGAGUGUGCGUGAGUGUAUACGCAGACUGGCCUCCCCUCGCUGCUUAAUUGCUGGACGUUACCCUGGAGAGUAAGUAGCAGGAUGAAGACACAGAAAUGUACUGGAUUUCACAUGUUGCUACUCCUUUAUGUCAGACUGAUGCUAGCAGUGGACGCCUACAGACCCCAAAGAGACAUAAACCAGGAGAAGUGGGAACAAGAACUGAGGGAAGCUGGGAGUCUAGAUGAGCUUCUGAUGUUGACCGAAUACCCGGACUGGAAGCUGUGGAGAUGCAGACUCAAGCUGAAGCACUUUGACGACACCUCUCCACCUGAGAACCGCAGGUCAACUCGCUAUGCGGCCGCAUCGUUCAGCCCAGAGAUGCUAAAAGAUAUUGAUGAGGAAUGGCAGAAAACACAGUGCAUGCCCAGAGAGACGUGUAUAGACGUGGCUAAGGAAUUGGGCACCAAUACCGCAGUGUUUUUCAAGCCCCCGUGCGUCUCUGUCUUCAGGUGUGGCGGCUGCUGCAACAAAGAAGGAGUUACCUGCCGUAAUACAAGCAUGACUUAUGUCAAUAAAACUAUAUUGAGUGUGAGUCUGGCGCCUUAUAAAUCUGGACCAGAGCCUGUGCUAGUGAAAAUAGCCAAUCACACUGAGUGUAAGUGCCAGGAACACGCGCUGAUCCGCAGACAUGUUCGUGAGAAGUACAGGAAGAACGGUUGCUCUCCUACACGUAAGCCAGAAGACAAGAGGCUAUGCAACAAAGGUUUAAUAUGGGAUUGGAUGGCAGAGCGAUGUGUGACGUACCCCUCCAGCAAACAAGAACCGCCAUCUUCCGUCAGUGAGGAGGACUGUGAGAUUGAUGUAGAGCGAUGUGAAUGUAUUCCAAAAGUAUGGACAGACAAAUUACACUAUACGUGACACAAUUCAACAAAUCUUCUAAAGCUGCAAGAGAGAAAACAACAAUGAACACGACGCCCUGACGAUCUGCAAGUGCCAAAUGUAGAGACUGCAAAAUACCAUUUAAUUUAUUUAUCUCUCUAUUUAUAUCAAAUAAAAAUACUUUUAUUAACAUUUAUUCAAACAUCUCAUCAGUAUCAUGGCAGCGAUAGUUUUCUAAAUAUAACAACACGGCUAUUCCUGUGUUCAUCCUGAACACGAUGAAAAAUUAAAUCUGAGUUAUGUGUCUCUUUUGCACUGAAGUUUCACCCAUUUCACCAUAAUUUCUUAGAUAUAAUUUAUAUCUAAAAUAGUUAUAUUUAAUUAUAACUUAUAUUUUUCUAAAUGUAUCCAGAUGGGCUAAUAUGGUCAUGUUUCCAUUCCACAAGAGGACUUUAUGCAGGAUGGUACAUAAAGAAGUACUUCAAUCACUAAGCCUCUUUUUAAGUUUUGUUCACCACUGAGCAUGCUGCCAACAUUAAGAGAAAUGUACCGAAGAUAAAAUGCUGUUCAAAUAAAAAAUGGCAAAUUUAAUAAA